GGACGCGGAGCCACGGGCGUCCCCCUCCCACGGCCCGGCCAGUGGAAGGCGCCGCGGCUCCGAGUGGCCGCGGCGGUGGGCUGUGCCCGAGUCUCCUCCCUUUGGCCGGCCGCAGGCCAGCAGCCCCAGUGUCUCUGACCCUGCCGCCAUGGCCACUUCCCAGUUCUUUCGCGCACUGGUGUCUGCUCAGUGGCUGUCCGAGGCGCUGAGGGCCCCACGUGCGGGGCAGCCUUUGCAGGUUCUCGACGCCUCCUGGUACCUGCCCAAGCUGGGCCGCGAUGCGCGGCGUGAAUUUGAGGAGCGCCACAUCCCGGGCGCCGUUUUCUUUGACAUUGACCAGUGCAGCGACCGCACUUCGCCUUACGACCACAUGCUGCCCCGCGCCGAGCACUUCGCCGAGUACGUGGGCCGCCUGGGCGUGGGCACCGCCACGCAUGUGGUGGUCUACGACGCCAGUGAGCAAGGCCUGUACGCGGCGCCGCGAAUCUGGUGGAUGUUCCGGGCCUUCGGCCACCGCACCGUGUCACUGCUGGACGGGGGCCUCCGCCACUGGCAGCGCCAGGGGCUCCCACUCAGCUCCGGCAAGAGUCACCCGUCGCCCGCCGAGUUUCGCGCGCAACUCAAUCCUGCCUUCAUCAAGACCUACGAGGACAUCAAGGAGAACCUAGAAGCCCGACACUUCCAGGUGGUGGAUGCUCGUGCGGCUGGCCGCUUCCGUGGCACCGAGCCCGAGCCCCGAGACGGCAUUGAGCCUGGCCACAUCCCCGGCACCGUGAACAUCCCCUUCACAGAGUUCCUGACCCCAGAGGGCCUGGAGAAGAGCCCCGAGGAGAUCCAGCACCUGUUCCAGGAGAAGAAGGUUGACUUGUCCCGACCACUGGUGGCCACCUGUGGCUCGGGAGUCACCGCCUGCCACGUAGCCCUAGGGGCCUACCUCUGCGGCAAACCUGAUGUGCCCAUCUACGAUGGCUCCUGGGUGGAGUGGUAUAUGCGCGCCCCGCCCGAGGACGUCAUCUCUGAGGGCCAGGGCAAGACACACUGAGGCCAGGCGGGACGGCUCAGGCCACAUCCCUGCUGGUGCUGGCUCUGCCCUUGGAGCCUUUCUGGGACAUGCUGGGAGCAAGCCAUUAUGUGAACUCAUGAGCUCCCAGCGGAAGUGAAGACAGCAAGUGUGCAGGGGCUACUGAGGCCCCCACCCCAGCUGGCCUGCAUGGUGCUGCCUUCAGUCGCACAGUUGAAGAAAUAAAACAGCACAGGUGCCAAA
This is a messenger RNA of Ochotona princeps (American pika), 1264 nucleotides long. RefSeq names its product mercaptopyruvate sulfurtransferase (gene MPST). The coding region runs from base 149 to 1042 and encodes 297 amino acids. Gene Ontology annotation, cellular component: mitochondrion. Gene Ontology annotation, biological process: transsulfuration. Gene Ontology annotation, molecular function: thiosulfate-cyanide sulfurtransferase activity. The record is from RefSeq and is a predicted model, not a curated record. The transcript is spliced from 3 exons. Lineage: Eukaryota; Metazoa; Chordata; Mammalia; Lagomorpha; Ochotonidae.